Molecule: messenger RNA, 2220 nt
Organism: Diabrotica balteata
Lineage: Eukaryota; Metazoa; Arthropoda; Insecta; Coleoptera; Chrysomelidae
Source: the annotation of a GenBank genome assembly
AUGCGACGGUUACUAAAGAAAGAGAUCCAAAAAUUAUGUGACGAAAUACAAUUAUUGGGUCUGAGUGAAAAAAACAAAAGGCACAGGGAAGAUCAAGUUAACAGGUACAGUUUAAAGAGAUUACCUGAUGCUCCUUCAUGUGGCCACAGAGGGAAGAAAAAUUACAGUUUAUUGAAGAUGCAAGAUAUAAAUAGUUUUCAUAGUGCAUUUUAUUCUGAAAAGACAAAAGCCAGCCAAGAUGCUUUCAUUCUUAAGUAUUGCACAGCAGAACAACCAAAAAGAACCAGACCAGGAGACGGAUCAAGACAUAUUAAAGGCGUAACCUACCAAUAUUGUAUUGAAACAACAGCAGGAAAUAGAUUACAGAUAUGUAGGAACACGUUUAUUAAUGUAUUGGGAAUCACAAAACGCAGAGUUGAAGGUUCAACAUUAGCUUUAAAAGGCCUUCGACAGAUGUGUGGUCAACCUGCCUUCAGUACAAAGAAAAAAUUAAAGUUGAAAAAAAAUGAAGCAAUAUUGCAAACGCUUAAAGCAGAAUACACUGUUCACACUACCCAUGCUAAAGAGUUUUUUAACCUUUUGAAAAAAGAUGAACUUAAUGUUGCUAUAAUGUCGUACGACAUGCAAACAAAUAUGCCUCUGCCAAAGCUCCCAGAUCAGAGUGUGUACAAUUCAAGACAGUUAUACUGCUAUAAUCUGACAAUAGUUUCUGGAUGUUCUACUGGAACCGAAGCUUUACGCAAAGAAAAUGUAUCAAUUUACUCUUGGGCCGAAUACGAAAUGAAAAAGUCUUCGAAUGAAAUAGCCUCUGCAGUAUUUGAAGAACUUGAGUGCAGAUCUAAAUCUGGUUACUUUGAAGGAAAAGACACCUUAAGGAUGGUAGCUAAUGGGUGUCCAGGCCAAAACAAGAAUACUAUUGUAUUAACGAUGUGCAUUUCUUGGGUGCACAGGACUAAAACUUCAACCACUACAGUGGAGCUUGUGUUUCCUCUUACCAGUUACUCAUAUAUGCCUAGUGAUAGAAUUUUUGGUGGCAGAGAACGAAGUUUAAAGAAAAGAGAUACAAUUGUGCAGCUUGAAGAGUAUCAUUCAGAAUUUAGUAAGCAUGGGACAGUCAAACUUUUAGGAAAAGACUGGACCAAACAAAAUUGGAAGUCAGAAGCUAAAAACUGUGUUAAAGACCCAAAAAAUCUUUAUUUUAAAAUUUCACAAGUCAAAAAGUUAAUUCUGACCAAGAAACAAAAAAUGAGCACCUACGAUAGUUCCAAACUCAGCGACUUUUCGUACGAUGACAGUUGCGACUCUGGAUUUGAAUACUCCUUCAAAUCAGAGUCUUCAGAAAUCGUUGAUGAUCGCAGUGAUUACAUCGAUUUAGAUAACGAAUUAUCUACUCCGCUGAAAAGAAAACUACCAGAGAAUUUCAACCGAGAGCUGUACGAUAAGUUCAACGCCGCCUUUCACAGUAGCCUUAUUGAACGUGUCAAACCACCGUUGCUGUAUGAACCCUGGAAAUCUUCACCAACCUACGAGUCCAACCCUUUCGAAAACGACAGCGAAGAGUUAGAAUUCUUUUGUAGACUGCGCAACAACGAAGAUAAAUGUUCGACCCCAGUCAAAGAAAAGCCGAAACGACGAUACGCCACUGGUCGUAAUCGGGUAUCUCGUGCCAAAAGUCCGACGCAGAUAAUGAGAAUCAAAAAAGUACGAAGACUGAAAGCUAACGAUAGAGAAAGGAAUAGAAUGCACAUGUUAAACGAAGCACUUGAACGUCUUCGUUGUGUUUUACCCACAUUUCCUGAAGAUACUAAGCUCACGAAGAUCGAAACGCUGCGUUUCGCUCACAACUAUAUUUAUGCCUUAUCGCAAGCUCUUAACGACAUCGAAAUGUAUUCAAACGGCGGCGAAAAUAUUACUGUAAACGUGGGAAACGUGGUUGUUUCCAUCAGCAAAAAUGGUAACGCUAUAACAGCUAAGAAUUUAGAACAAAAGUUAGGACAAGCUGUGGUUACCAGUGGUAGCAUAACAAAUGCCAGUUUCAUGCAAGAUUACAAUCAAGACACUGACAAUUUUGUUACAAAUACCUACCAGUAUAAUUGCAAUACGGAACUUCAACCCUACUGUGGUCAACAGCAGUACGAUCAAUAUCCAAACAGUGCAAAUUUUGGACAUUAUAAUAAUUAUCAAAUGGGGUACGACUAUAAUAGUUGUAUGAAGGUAUAG